Molecule: messenger RNA, 1831 nt
Organism: Terrapene triunguis (Three-toed box turtle)
Lineage: Eukaryota; Metazoa; Chordata; Testudines; Emydidae
Gene: PSPH
Product: phosphoserine phosphatase
Exons: 4
Coding region: 72-1154 (360 amino acids)
Biological process (GO): dephosphorylation; L-serine biosynthetic process
Cellular component (GO): cytoplasm
Molecular function (GO): L-phosphoserine phosphatase activity; magnesium ion binding
Source: RefSeq, a predicted model, not a curated record
ACUGCCCACUCUCAUUAAUAAGGGCUGGCUGCAUUCAGCACUAGCUGGCAGAUGAUAGAUCAGUUUCUUAGAUGGCUCAACACAGAGUGCAGUGCAAUGACAGGCAGAAAGAACUUCUCCUCUUCUCUUGCAGCAGGAAGCUUUCCAGAAGGAUGGCCUCCCUCUUGGAGCUGAAGGAAAUCUUCCGCAAUGCCGAUGCAGUGUGCUUUGAUGUGGAUAGUACAGUCAUCAAGGAAGAAGGAAUCGAUGAGCUGGCGAAGUUCUGUGGAGUUGGGGAUGCUGUGGCAGAAAUGACACGGAGAGCUAUGGGAGGCUCCGUGACAUUCAAAGCUGCUUUAACGGCACGACUAGGACUUAUACGUCCCUCCUGGGAGCAAGUGCAAAAACUAAUUUCAGAACAUCCUCCUCAGCUCACACCAGGCAUAAGAGAGCUGGUAAGCAGGCUUCAUCAGCGAGGCAUCCAAGUCUUCUUAAUAUCCGGAGGGUUUCAGAGCAUUGUGGAGCACGUCGCUUUACAGGUGAACAUUCCAACAGCAAAUGUGUUUGCCAAUAGGCUGAAGUUUUACUUUAAUGGAGAAUAUGCAGGGUUUGAUGAGACACAACCAACAGCUGAAUCAGGUGGAAAAGGAAAAGUUAUCAGUCAUCUGAAGGAACAGUUUCACUUUAAGAAGGUAGUUAUGAUUGGAGAUGGAGCUACAGACAUGGAGGCAUGUCCCCCUGCUGUGAGUAUCCAAGAACGGGAUUUCCCUUUAAACAAAUGCUUUCUUAUAUUUAUAUAUAUAAAGCAAUGGCAAGACAUCAUCUGUUUGACUGUUAUACAGUAUUUAAGGGGGAUCGUUAAUGCCUUUCAAUCUAUUCUGAAACAGUAUCUUGUGGGCUAUUUGCAGAGCAAAGGCUGUGACAGAGAUCAGAUUUCCUGCCUGACACCAAGAGGGGAAUGUACUGAUGGGCAUUCACCUCCCUGUGUCAGCAGGCAGUGGGAUCACCUCAGGGUGGAACAAGGGAUCAGGCCAUUCACUCAUGUACCCCUUUCAUUCUGGGUCUGGGUCACACACGCACACUCAUCAUGUCUCUUCUUCUUUGUGCCAUUUGAGCAAACACCCACACCUGCAGCUGAGGUCAUCACCUCCCUGCCUCUCCAGCCUCUUAUAUGAGACCUGAAAAGAAACAUCAUAAUCCUGUUAUCACCUUACACGCAUCACUCUUCCUAUAGUCCACCCAAGCUUCUCUUCUGACUGCUCCCUUUGGCUCCUUGACCCACUCCCAGCUCCUUGCCUUCUUUCAUGUUGCACUUGGAACAGACUUGGAAGCCAGCCAAGCACACUCCCUCAGAAAUCCCCUGAAAACCCUCCAGUGCCACUAAGCAGCCCACUAAUGCCUUCAGCUGGUCUGGACAAUAUUGUUCAGCACUCAACCUGCCUUUUAGACAGUGGCCAGUACCUCCAGAUUUGCAAUCCUUUCUUUGGUAUUGUUUACCUUUUUUAAAGGCAUUGCUUGCACACACACACACGCCACAUCUUUUGUCAGCAUAGCACUAGGAUUCCUGCUAUUACUGUUAGUAUCAUGGUGCUUCUACACAGAUUCCAUCAAGGGCCAAGAUCCCAACCUGGGCCACUGAUUUAUGGUGCUUAGGAAGCACGCUCCUGCACCCUUCUGGUGCACAUGCUGCCUAAUACUAACAGAGCAAGAGUGCUAGUCUGAUGGCUUGGAGGGGUGGGUACCAAGAUCCUUUCUUGCACCAGAGAUAACUUCUCAUGGGGAUGGAGCAGACACCUGCCAUCCCCUCCCCCGAACAUGGCAGCUCUCACAGAACUGGGAAUAAUUUAAAAAA